AAAUUGGUGGUCCUUUACUACUCGAACUUAAACGACGUCGGUCUAUCUCCGGCCCAGCUGCAUUUCACGCACCCAUCACUCCAUCGGUUCAUCCGUCCAUCGUCGUCACUUCGAAAUUACCACGAUAUCCCUUCACGUUCACGGACACACACCUCUUAUACUCUUACCUUCCUCGAAUUCCGCAUUCCUCUGUUUCAAUUUCUUUUGAAUUUGAAGUUUAAUUAGCAGCAAAAACAUUGGUAAUAUUCAUUAUUUCUUCUCCGGAUACCUGAAAUUCGUUCGGGUUUCUAUAAAUGGGCACUGAAUCGAAUCCAACUUCUGCACCAGCGUCUGCAACAAUUUCAACGCCAACUCCAUCGCCGAGUGGGAAGCGAAGUAGAGAUCCGGAAGAUGAGGUUUAUCUCGACAAUCUUCACUCUCACAAGCGUUACCUAACCGAGAUAAUGGCAUCUAGCUUGAAUGGACUAAGCGUAGGCGACACCCUACCGGAUAAUCUUAUGGAUUCUCCGGCCAGGUCAGAAAGCAUGUUUUAUCUCAGCAAUGAUACGCCUCUGCAAUACUCACCAAUGUCAGAAGACUCAGACGACUCGAGAUUCUGUGAUACCCCUAUAAAUACUUGCUCAUCUCAGCCUGAUAGCCUGUCUUCUAGUCCAGUUUCUCCAUAUAGGUACCAACGACCACUUAGUGGGUUCCCUCCUACUCCAUCCACCAGUUCAUACCCUUCAUAUAGUAGCACAGUCCCCUCUGUCACUGGCUCACAGUCUCGUCAUCGAAGCUCAGAUACUGAUGGUCGAUUCCCAUCCUCUCCUAGUGACAUUUGCCACUCAGCUGACUUAAGAAGAGCUGCACUAUUGCGGUCUGUGCAGAUGAGAGCGCAACCUUCUGGGCCAUCAUCAUUUGAAUCGCCAUUCAGGUCUGUGCCGGAGACUGUAUCUAAUAUGGAAGCUGAGGAGCAGCCUUGCUCAUUUAUGAAGUCUUUAGCUGAUGAGAGGGAGUAUCAGAUUGAGGAGUGUUCUUCUAUAGAUACCUCAGAGCCUGAUUUUGACAAAGAAAAAUCAUGCACAACGUUGAAUAAGUGUAUGAAAGUUGAUGAUGCGGCUGCUCAAAUGCAUCAGGAGUCAGACUAUGCGUUUUAGCCUCGCAUCAUGGCUACUAAAGGCCUAAUCCCAGGAGGGGGACAAAACCUUCUCGGGCUAAUGAUGGGAUUUAUGGACCGAGUUUCUGGUUCAGGUUUGCUCAACAGUAACUUUUUAUGGUUCAGUGAUGAUCGCGAGAUGCCACAUUAGUUUGUUUGGCCUUCCUGAAAAUUGCAGGAUGUUUCACCUAUGUAGAGUGCACAUAAAGAAGUCUGUUCAGGGAGGUUUGAAUUUUAGAUUUUGAUUUGUGUCUUCUCUGAGGUCAAACAAGAACUUUUUGGACUACCAUGUCAUACAUUCAGUUCGGAUGGAAA
Molecule: messenger RNA, 1450 nt
Organism: Tripterygium wilfordii
Lineage: Eukaryota; Viridiplantae; Streptophyta; Magnoliopsida; Celastrales; Celastraceae
Product: cell wall protein RBR3
Exons: 4
Coding region: 294-1136 (280 amino acids)
Source: RefSeq, a predicted model, not a curated record